UCUACCAAGAUGGAUCUGAUCAACAAAUUCUACGGAGGCUACCGGUACCUGAUGGACGAUCUGUCCGAUCCCCGCACCAAAGAUUGGCCCCUGAUGAGCUCUCCCUUCCCAACGAUUGCUAUCAGUUUAACUUAUGCGUACUUUGUUAAGGUCCUCGGUCCCCGGCUGAUGGAAAACCGCAAACCAUUCCAACUGCGCCAGGUACUCAUCGUGUACAACGCCAUCCAGGUCCUGUUCAGCACCUGGCUCUUUUAUGAGGCAUGCGUGUCCGGCUGGAUGGCAGGUUACAGUUUACGGUGCCAACCGGUCGAUUAUUCCCGGUCCCCGCAGGCUCUCAGGAUGGCAUCCGGAUGCUGGUGGUACUUCUUCUCCAAGUUUACCGAGUUCUUCGAUACGCUGUUCUUCGUCAUGCGCAAACGCUACGAUCAGGUCUCGACGCUGCACGUCAUCCAUCACGGCAUCAUGCCGGCCUCGGUCUGGUGGGGCGUUAAGUUCACUCCAGGCGGCCACAGUUCGUUCUUCGGUCUGCUCAACACCUUCGUCCACAUCGCCAUGUACGCGUACUACAUGCUGGCAGCCAUGGGACCCAAAGUGCAGAAGUACCUCUGGUGGAAGAAGUACCUGACCGUGCUGCAGAUGAUCCAAUUCGUGCUGGUGAUGGCCCAUGCCUUCCAACUGCUGAUCUGGAACCCAUGCAACUACCCGAUCGCGUUUGCCUACUUCAUCGGAGCUCAUGCCCUCAUGUUCUACUUCCUGUUCUCCAACUUCUACAAAUCGGCGUACAAUAAGAACCAGGCCAAGAAGGAAAAACCAGCCCCGCUGAUGGUCAACGGCAGCAGCAACGGAAUCAGCAGCUACGACUCGGACAAGCCCAGCUUCAAGGAAAGCAGCCGAAGCAGCUUCUACCAGGCGGUGGGAAAAACUGUCGAGGAAAGCUACUCCACAACCCGGCACCGAGUCUACGUGGGAUCCGUCAAUAAUUGAGAGACCCUUCUGCAUCAACUGGAGUUUUAUCGGAAAUUAAGCUCGGAAGUCGGCUCAACGUUGCGAAGGAGGGGGAAUCGAACAAAUUAUGCGUAUUCCAUAUCCUUUCGUUAUGUAGGUUAUCGAAGGAUAUAACGAAAAAAAUGCUUUGGACCAACGAAUCGCAGGAAUAGUUUCCAAAAGACAGGACUGAAUGAUUUUUUGUGUUUUUUUUUAAACUUAGUUAAGUAAAUGGGAUGAGUGAGGAUUUAGUUUUAAGGAUCAACGGCUUCGGGUGAAUAUUGCUCAAAAGCUCGUUAACAGUAAUAUUAGAGAUAGGUAGCUGUUAAGAUCGUGAUAGCCAGCAACUUUCAGCUCAGAAGAUUUUCUUUCGGUUUGUACGACGGAAAGUGCAGAGAUUAUCUGCGGAACGCAAAUAUUGCUGUACAGAUUCUAUUUUACAAGAAAACUGUUUCAACUAUGUAAAAAGUGUCUUCUGUGGGAAUUCUGCAACGAGAUAACUGUAAUUUUAUGAACAAAACCCUUUGCUGUAGCAUACAAUUUCGCUUGUGAAUUUACAUUUUCUAUUUUUAUCAUCAUUUUUUUUUAUCGUAUCGGAAUUUGUAACCGAAAUUGAAUCGAAAACUACAAUCCACAGUGCGAGGUUGUAUGCAAUAAAACGGGGGAAACAGAAGCUCGGCUUCACAAUAAAAUUUUCCACAUCCGCAGAGAGCUCUCUGUUCCAUUUUCUAAACGUUGAUUUUAGCAAUUGGCAACUCUCGAGCAAGAGUUCGCAAAUUUUUUAUAACAAAGAUUUGCGUUACUUUUUAUUGUUUAAAAAAAAAUAACACAAGCCUUUCGAUUAUCAGCUGCACAAAAAAAAAUGCACAUUGAAACACAAAUUCGACAGUAGUCAUAAAUGUCCCGUGAUUCAUGUCAUCUAUUAUAAUAGUGGUAUAAGAGGGCGUAGUGAGUAGUCGCCGAGAUUGAUUAGCUAGCAGCUAGACUUGGCGCAAUAUGUUAAGCGUCAGUUUUGUAAAUAGUUAUUUCGUAUCAUCGAAUCAGCUGAGCAGACGCUAGCCGAAAGGAACGGAACCUCCCGGAGGAUUUGUUUCAAAAACAUAAAAGAAGGCGUUAACAUCAGAUUAUGGUAUGCGAGUCGGAUGUGCAAUAAAACUAAUGAUUGACAAAUAA
Uranotaenia lowii is the source of this 2157-nucleotide messenger RNA. Its product is annotated as elongation of very long chain fatty acids protein 7-like. Lineage: Eukaryota; Metazoa; Arthropoda; Insecta; Diptera; Culicidae. Gene Ontology annotation, biological process: fatty acid elongation, monounsaturated fatty acid; very long-chain fatty acid biosynthetic process; fatty acid elongation, saturated fatty acid. The record is from RefSeq and is a predicted model, not a curated record. Gene Ontology annotation, molecular function: fatty acid elongase activity. Bases 10 to 984 code for a protein of 324 amino acids. The transcript is spliced from 8 exons. Gene Ontology annotation, cellular component: endoplasmic reticulum membrane.